Dendroctonus ponderosae (mountain pine beetle) is the source of this 1712-nucleotide messenger RNA. It is a transcript of the gene mael, whose product is annotated as protein maelstrom 1. Gene Ontology annotation, biological process: spermatogenesis; negative regulation of DNA-templated transcription; male meiotic nuclear division. Gene Ontology annotation, molecular function: sequence-specific DNA binding. Gene Ontology annotation, cellular component: nucleus; P granule. Bases 110 to 1531 code for a protein of 473 amino acids. The record is from RefSeq and is a predicted model, not a curated record. Lineage: Eukaryota; Metazoa; Arthropoda; Insecta; Coleoptera; Curculionidae. The transcript is spliced from 12 exons.
GAAACGGGCAUUCCUUGUCAUUUUGUUUUGAUUAGUAAAAGCCAGAAAGUUAGGUUAGUAGAAACGGCUGUUCAAAAAUUGUUCUGAGAAGCGCCCGCCGAAACCAAACAUGGCUCCGAAGAAGUCCUCAAAACCGAAUGCCUACAUAGUAUUUGCUCAAGAUCUGAUGAAUAGGCAAGGUGGUCGCAAAUAUAAUUCAUUAAAGGAAGCAUGUGACGUUGCAGGUCCUAUUUGGGCGAGAAUGUCCCGAGAAGAGAAGGAGCCCUAUGAAGUCAGGGCGAACAUAAUGAGGGGCGACACUCAUCGAAGAAAACUUACCACUGAAGGUGUGGAUGUUGAAGCUUUCACCUCUCAGGAGCAAGAGAAAAUCAAUGCCGAAGAAUCGGCUCGGGAACAGAUGAGAGCCACUAUCCAAAUAGCACAAAAAGACAAAGUAUUGGAUAGGGAAGUUUUCCUGUUGGUACACUUUAAUAUGUUCUGCUAUCAAGCCUCAACGGACCGCUACUGGCCGGCGGAAGUAGCCGUUUUAGCAUUCAAUCUCAGAGAUGGUGUUUUAAGUGAACAUAUUUUUCACUCUAUUAUCAAACCAGGGCCGCUUCCUAUCGGUUACAAGUCCGACGCCAAGUUGCAUUCCGAUCAAACUCAUCUAUUAGAAGUGCCGUUUGACCGAGAAUCCAACGCUCAUGUACUGUAUGAGAGUUUGAAAGAGUUUAUGCAGAGACAUAAAAAGGCCGGAGCAAAGGGCUUGCCUGCGCUGUACGCAGAUAUAAAGCACGUGAAAAUGAUUCAAAACAUUUUGGAUCGUUGGUCUUUAGAGUACGAUUAUGAAACUGAUCUGUUUAAGGUGAUAAAUUUGCAGGCUAUGUUCCAUGUGCUGAGAAAUACAGUUGCAGGUGAAGAAGUUUGGCAUACGCCAGCAUUCAGCGAGCGCGAAUUGGAGAAGGACGUCUUCUCGUAUUCUCCAGAAAUUGCCUGUCCAUUCCAUGCAUGCACGCCCAGGACGCUUUAUUGCAGCCAAUCGAUAGUGAUAAGAUAUGCUUUUAUUAUUUGCGACAAUUGCUGCUCUGAUCUGCACAUUGAUCUUGUUAGUGGCCAGCACGUGCCUCUGGAAUCUUUGGCUAGCAAAGCGACGAGCGCGGCCAGUAGCAUGAGCGGUUUUACCGUUCAGUCCAGCAAGAGGAAAAAUCCUAACCAAUACUCAGAAAUUAGUGAUUUUAACUCCUCCAGUAACGCGUGGGAAGUUGCGUCUUGCACCAGUAAUUACUCAAUUUCCACAGUGGUUUCUCAAUCAGAGGAUGAUUUUCCGGAAUUGGGCGGUUUCAAGAAGAAGGAUCCCUCAUCGAAGCUCCCGCCUUUGGGUUGGGUGAAGAAUACCCAGACUUUUACUGGUGCGGGAUCCGGUCUUAAUGAACGACUGAAAAAUCUAUCGCUUGCCUCGGAAAACAGUGGCCCGUCUCCAGGCUUGAGUAGUUCAGAUUUUCCGGCAAUGUCGGUUGGUCGCGGUCGCCGACCUAAACCUAAGUCACAAUAAAGUGUUAAAAUGUGUUAAAACUGACGACCCAAAUCAGCGAUUUAGAAUACAGAAUGUUAUUUUUUUCUAUUUGGAAUCUAUAUUUUAACGUUUCACUCGUUGUGAGUGUUGUUAUUUGUGUUUUUAAUCACAUAAUAUUUAACAAAAAAUAUUGCAGCAAUAUAAUUAAUUUGCAUCUAAA